UGACGUGUCUCUAAAGCGCUUCCUUUCUCAACGCUUCGCCGGUAGCACAAGACUGUUCCUGGCUCCACACUGGGAGCUCAGAUACUGAACAAGAUUCACGGAAAAGAAUACAAUGGCCAUUAAGUUUUUGGAGGUAAUAAAACCGUUCUGUGCGGUUUUACCCGAAAUUCAGAAACCAGAAAGAAAGAUCCAGUUUAGAGAAAAGGUUCUAUGGACUGCCAUCACCUUGUUCAUCUUUCUUGUGUGCUGUCAGAUCCCUCUGUUUGGCAUAAUGUCUUCAGAUUCAGCCGAUCCAUUCUACUGGAUGAGGGUCAUUAUGGCCUCCAACAGGGGUACUCUGAUGGAGUUGGGUAUCUCUCCCAUUGUGACCUCUGGUCUCAUCAUGCAGCUGCUGGCUGGAGCUAAAAUCAUUGAAGUUGGAGACACCCCUAAAGACAGAGCACUGUUCAAUGGGGCUCAGAAAUUGUUUGGAAUGAUCAUCACCAUUGGCCAGGCUAUCGUGUAUGUGAUGACGGGCAUGUAUGGAGACCCCUCAGAGAUGGGUGCUGGCAUCUGUCUGCUCAUCAUCAUUCAGUUGUUUGUGGCUGGUCUGAUCGUGCUGCUGCUGGAUGAGCUGCUCCAGAAGGGCUAUGGUCUGGGCUCUGGCAUCUCCCUCUUCAUCGCCACCAACAUCUGUGAGACCAUCGUAUGGAAAGCCUUCAGCCCGACCACAGUCAACACAGGCAGAGGUACUGAGUUUGAGGGAGCCAUCAUUGCCCUGUUCCACUUGCUUGCCACACGUACUGAUAAAGUGCGUGCUCUCAGAGAGGCCUUCUACAGGCAGAACCUGCCCAACCUCAUGAACCUCAUCGCUACUGUCUUUGUCUUUGCUGUGGUCAUAUACUUCCAGGGCUUCAGAGUUGAUUUGCCCAUCAAGUCUGCACGUUACCGUGGCCAGUACAACACUUAUCCCAUCAAGCUGUUCUACACCUCCAACAUUCCCAUCAUCCUCCAGUCUGCACUUGUGUCCAACCUCUACGUCAUCUCUCAGAUGCUGUCCACUCGCUUCAGUGGCAACUUCCUGGUCAACCUGCUGGGAACUUGGUCUGACACAUCCUCUGGUGGUCCUGCCCGUGCCUACCCUGUAGGAGGCCUUUGUUAUUAUCUUUCACCUCCAGAAUCCUUUGGCUCAGUGUUGGAGGAUCCAGUCCAUGCUCUCAUCUACAUCGUGUUCAUGUUGGGAUCCUGUGCCUUCUUCUCAAAGACAUGGAUUGAAGUUUCUGGAUCAUCUGCCAAAGAUGUGGCCAAACAACUUAAGGAGCAACAGAUGGUGAUGAGAGGACACAGAGAAACAUCCAUGGUGCAUGAGCUCAACAGGUAUAUCCCCACAGCAGCUGCAUUUGGAGGGCUGUGCAUUGGUGGUCUGUCAGUCAUGGCUGAUUUCCUAGGAGCCAUCGGCUCAGGAACAGGAAUAUUACUGGCCGUCACCAUUAUCUACCAGUACUUUGAGAUCUUUGUUAAAGAGCAGAGUGAAGUGGGAAGCAUGGGAGCGCUACUCUUCUAAAUAUUCUACACAUGGACACAUGCGUACACUGACACACACCUUGUCAAACUUAUUUUUAUGAGUGUUAUCGUCAUUAUUUUAUAUAAUUCCUUUUUUUUGGUGCAAGUUCAAGUGGUCGAUUUUCAACAGUGCUGUCUUGAGAGAACUCCCUGUUAUUGAUCAGGCUGGCUUUGAAAUGUUCUUUGGUCUGAGAUGGUGCAACACCAUCUCAGAAAUGUGAGAAAUACUGGUAAAGACUCGAUGGUUAGUUACCUAAGCUAGACUCUGUGAGCUCUGUUGAUGACUGUUGGGUGACCCCAUACAUUUCAUCCACUCCAGAUAUUGGUUUUGCUGGAGCAGCAGUUCUCCAACAUGACUCCCUCACAUGCAAGCACAGUUGUUCAUGUUUAAACCUCAGUCUUCAGCAUGCUCCUGAAAGGCUUUUUGUCCCUGGUGGCUGUAAGCGUGAGCCUCUCUGACAAUGUUACCAUGGUAAUGUUGCUGUUUGCUGGUUUCUUGAGGACAUUUGGUUGUGGUGUAAUUAGGCUUGUCGGAACCAUGCAAAUGCACUUUGUGUAUUGUAGGAGAUUGUGUGAUAGAAGUCCAAGUGGAAGAGAAAAGGUAAAACGUCACUAUUAUAAUAAGGACUUUCAGCCCCCCUCCCCCCCUUCCUUUUUUAAUGAGUGUGGUUAUCCAAGCAUUUUGUCUAUAUAAGGCAGAAAGGAUACUGGAUAACAGUUCUUUGGUGGGUGCUUGACUGAAAACCUGGAUUUUGUGGUUAAAAAGAACUUUCUCCACAACAAAAAACCUUUCCAAUGUCUCAUCGACUUAGUGUGUGUGUGUAUAUAUGACAUUUAAUGAAUGUGCCACCAUGUAAAAUAACUCAUUGUUUUUGAAUAUGUACAAAAAAUGCUGUUCUAAACAUCUACCUUCUGGAAAGAGUGCUCAUUCUCAAUAAAGGCUCUUUUUGUGAAAAAGG
This is a messenger RNA of Electrophorus electricus (electric eel), 2501 nucleotides long. RefSeq names its product SEC61 translocon subunit alpha 1a (gene sec61a1a). Gene Ontology annotation, cellular component: membrane. The record is from RefSeq and is a predicted model, not a curated record. Gene Ontology annotation, biological process: protein transport. NCBI's taxonomy places the organism in Eukaryota, Metazoa, Chordata, Actinopteri, Gymnotiformes, Gymnotidae.